AUGGACCGGCCGUUCGGGAUUGUUCCCGAUGUGAUGGAUCAGCACAGAACACUCCAUUCUGGUUGUCUGGUGUCCGGAGUCCGAACUCCCCCCAUCCGCCGCAACAGUAAACUGGCCAGCCUGGGACGAAUCUUCAAGCCCUGGAAGUGGAGGAAAAAGAAAAAUGAAAAACUGAGGCAGGGCUCUACAGUGCUGGAGAGGAAAGUGCCCAGCAGGCAAAAUCGUGAGGAUCUCGUCAGAAAGGGCCUGGCAGAGGCUGGCAUGGAGUCUGACCUGGCCUGUGGUGGGAACACAGACGAUCCGGGAAGCCCAUCUCUUGAGGACUCAGACGCCGAGGACCAAGAGGACGAGCCCAUGGCGCCGCUGGCCAGCAACUCCGAGGAUCUGGGAUCUGAUGAGGACAAUCUGUCUACAGUACGAGACACCACAGAGAUGACGGAAACAGAAGGGGAACUUGGGCAAAGUGAGGAUGAGGACAAGACUUGUGUAGAGGCCUCGAGUAGAGGGGCCGGUGUCGGGGCCCUCGAGGGCCAUGAGGAGAGAAAGGAGGAUAAACCGCUCAGAGAAGUUCGCACUCCUCCAGCCAAACCAGUGAAGCUGCUUACUAGACUGAGCAGUCUGGACAACACCCACUCUCAUCAGGGCCGGCCGGCUCCAGCCACUCUGCCCCGGAACUUCACCCUCCCCAAAGAUGCCCUGCGGGGCAGGAUCUCCACCCCCACCGGCUCACCUCACUCGGGGGUCCUGCACCAUCAUCUGCCCCCGAGCUGCAUCAUCGAGGAACUGCACCGGGCGCUGGCCUCCAAACACCGGCAGGACAGUUUCCACAGUAAGGAGAUCCGUGGUUCCCCCAAACGGCGCUCGGAUGGACGGGGGUCCCGCACCGCCAGCACUGAGAAUGAGCAGAGCGGAGAAGUGGAGAACAAGAAAGAGGCAGAAGAGAACAAGGAGAACAUGCGUGUGGAUGAAUACUACAGCGACCAGGACAGCUGGAACGACUCUGUCAUCUCUGGCACACUUCCACGGCGGAUAAGAAAAGAGCUCCUGGCGGUGAAGCUGCGUAACAGGCCCAGUAAACAAGAGCUGGAGGACAGGAACAUCUUCCCUGUGCGCAGCGAUCAGGAACGACAGGAGAUUCGCCAACAGAUCGAAAUGAAGCUUGCCAAGUGA
This is a messenger RNA of Pimephales promelas (fathead minnow), 1170 nucleotides long. NCBI's taxonomy places the organism in Eukaryota, Metazoa, Chordata, Actinopteri, Cypriniformes, Leuciscidae. The record is from RefSeq and is a predicted model, not a curated record.